Molecule: messenger RNA, 1674 nt
Organism: Cucumis sativus (cucumber)
Lineage: Eukaryota; Viridiplantae; Streptophyta; Magnoliopsida; Cucurbitales; Cucurbitaceae
Product: LRR receptor kinase SERK2
Exons: 1
Coding region: 1-1260 (419 amino acids)
Biological process (GO): protein phosphorylation
Molecular function (GO): ATP binding; protein binding; protein kinase activity
Source: RefSeq, a predicted model, not a curated record
AUGGCGGCCAUGUCUGAAAAUUUCAUCGUCUUCUUUCUCUUAACAAUGACAACUUGUUCUUCUGUCAUUUUCUCUGCAUCCGUCAUUGAAGAUCUCAACACCUUACAUCCCCCGUUAGAUUUCAACUCUACAAUUUCCAAAAACUGUCAUUUAAACCCUUCUCUUCGUUAUUGCUCUGCUUCUCCAAUGGAUCUAAUUGAAAUUUUCAAGUCCUCCAUUGUUGCUAGCCAUCUUUGCAAUGAAUCCCGCAACCCCAAUUGUGUCGAAUCGUUUCCGAAAAUCGAUCUUCGCAGCCGCCCGAAGAUUGCUCCUUUGUAUCUGUCGUUUCACUUCUUCUGGAAGUACUGCCCUUUGAGUAUCCAUUCCAUCGAUUUGUCUAACAAUUCUUUGAAAGGGAGUUUCCCUGUUGAUGUUUUGGAAUGUAAACAGAUUGAGGUUCUUGAUCUCAGUCGAAACGAACUCGAUGGAGAAGUCCCAUUUCGUAUCUUCUCUGACAUUACUAAUCUAACUGUUCUAAAUUUGUCUAACAAUAAGUUCACUGAGAGUAAGAUGUCUGAUUUAGAGUUGUUCUUUAAAAGGUUUAAUUCGUCGAGUUUUAUAAGUUCUGGUCUUCUCCCAGAUCAUAGGAAGUAUCAAAUGAAGGCUGUGAUCUUGUUGUUUGUGUUUCCCAUUCUUGUGAUUGUAGUAGUGUGGUUCUUGUGGUGGCUUUGUUUCCAUAGGCCUGAUUUCUUGCCAAGGAUGUUAAGGAGGAAGCACAAGUUCACACCGGCAAUGCUCAGGGCUGCGACCGGAGGAUUUUUGAAGAAGAAUUUGAUUGUGAAGUGCAAGGGAGUUGAUAUUUACAGUGGAGUUCUAAGAGAUGGGACUGAAGUUAGGAUUGAAAUCUACGGGAAUGAGAUUGCAAGGGAAAGUAGGAAAGAGUUUAUUGAUGAAUGCAAGAUCUUAACCCAAUUAUCCCACAAGAACUUGGUGAAACUACUUGGCUGGUGUGGUAACCGACGAAUGAGAGCCAUCGUUAUAGAGUGGUCGGAGGGUGAGAGCGUUGAUAUGUGGUUGUCGAGGUCGCCUCCACCGUGGAAACAUAGGCUGAAAGUAGCCAAAGGAGUGUUGGAAGGCAUGCUUUAUUUGCAAGAGGAAUGGCCUGGUGUUGAUUAUGAUCUUAGGACAAACAGCCUUUUGUUGACUAGAAAGCUAGUGCCAUUGAUUUCAAGGUUCAAAUUGGGCCAUCGAAAUAGCAGCUCAAAAAGUAAGUCGAUCUGAAAGAAACUUCACCCAUCAUUUUAAAUACCACGAUCAAAUAAUUGGCAAAUUCAACACUUAUUUAUUUAUUUAUUUAAUUUUUUGUGGUUCUUUAAUGAAAAACAACAUAAGCUGUUCAAUAAUUUCAAUGUGUCAAUAGAUAUUUCUCUGAAUAAGUUUUCAUGAACUUUAGCAUGAGAAAAUUAACAUGGCAGUUGAUGUAUCAGAUAUCUACAAAUUCGGCGUGCUCUUGUUUGAAAUGAUAGUGAAUCCGCAGCUGCGGGAUGAGAUCAAGCAAGGCGAAUCUGAUUUUGUUGGAUACAUAAAAAUGCAACUUCCCAACAAUUUGCAAGCAGUGAUCAACGAAGAUAUAAAGCUACAAAGAGAGAGCAUGGUGAAUCAGGCUAAAGCAGCAAUAAACCUGGCACUGAUGUG